GCGAUUUCGCUCGCUGUUCAAAAUAAUUUGAAGUAAACCAGCUCCAACUGCCGACAACAAUGGCCGCCGCUAGCGUGCAAGAAGUUCUUCCUCCAAUCCUGGAUUCAACUUCUGAUCCACCUCCACUCUUCGAUGGAACCACUAGGUUGUAUGUGAAUUACGAGUGCCCUUUCUGCCAGCGCGUGUGGAUCGUCAGAAAUUACAAGGGUUUACAAGACAAGAUCAAACUAAUCGCCAUUCACCUUCAAGACAAACCCCUUUGGUUCAAGCAAAAAUUAUACCCUGAAAAUAAGGUUCCAGCAUUGGAGCACAACGGCAAAGUCAUCGGAGAAAGUCUGGAUUUGAUCAAAUACUUGGAUUCUACCUUCGACGGACCGUCUCUCUUACCCGAUGAUCCUACGAAACGGGAUUUCGCUGAAGAGAUGAUAACUUAUUUGGACACGUUCCUUAAAAAUGUCUUCACGUCUCUCAAACGAGACCCCAUCGAAGAAGCUAGUGGUGAAUUUGAUUACUUGGAAACAUCUCUUAAAAAAUUCGACGAUGGCCCGUUUUUCAUCGGUGAACUCAGUCAGGUGGAUGCUGCAUAUGUUCCGUUUAUCGAAAGGUUUCAGAUUUUCUUGCAAGAAGUGUUCGAGUACGAUAUAACAGCUGGCAGGCCCAAGUUAGCUGCGUAUUUAGAGGAGAUAAACAAGAUCGAUGCUUAUAAGCAAACGAAAUGCGAUCCUAAAUGGCUUGUUCAGUUGUACAAAACCCGUUAUAUGGGCUCAGGUUAAAAGUAUAGGGUGGUGAUAUUCAUACGUUGCUGGUAUUUCUGUAAUAAGUUGGUGUUUCUAUGUUUAUUUCAAAACUGAACUGAGUUAUUGUAAUAUAUUGUUCACUUGUAUUUGAUAUUCUGUAUUUGUAUGU
Erythranthe guttata (spotted monkey flower) is the source of this 906-nucleotide messenger RNA. It is a transcript of the gene GSTL3, whose product is annotated as Glutathione S-transferase family protein. The record is from RefSeq and is a predicted model, not a curated record. Gene Ontology annotation, molecular function: glutathione transferase activity. Gene Ontology annotation, biological process: protein glutathionylation. Lineage: Eukaryota; Viridiplantae; Streptophyta; Magnoliopsida; Lamiales; Phrymaceae.